Molecule: messenger RNA, 3652 nt
Organism: Plectropomus leopardus (leopard coralgrouper)
Lineage: Eukaryota; Metazoa; Chordata; Actinopteri; Perciformes; Serranidae
Product: hydroperoxide isomerase ALOXE3-like
Biological process (GO): lipid oxidation
Molecular function (GO): iron ion binding; protein binding; oxidoreductase activity, acting on single donors with incorporation of molecular oxygen, incorporation of two atoms of oxygen
Source: RefSeq, a predicted model, not a curated record
CACACCCACUAAAGCUUAAUGUAGAGACAUGAAAAAACAGGAACACAACCUUGUUUGGCGGAGAGAAAGAAAGCAAGGACACAGACUACAGAGAGGGAAAACCUGAACCUGCAGCUACACGGCAAACAGGUGGUAAAAACUGCCUCUAUCUGAAGGUGCAGACAGUUUCCACUGAGAGACCAUGGCUGAGUACAAGCUAGAGGUGACAACAGGUGACAUGCAAUAUGCAGGAACAUGGGACCAUAUAUAUGUCACCUUAUUUGGAACUGAGGGGCAGAGUGAGAGAACUAAGUUGGGCACGUACGUCUUUGACUUUUCAACUGGGACAACAGGGACCUACACCAUGAAAACCAAUUUGUCUCUGGGGAAACUUCUGCUGGUGAAAAUGGAGAAAGAUCCAUUUUUGUGUCUCCCAGAAGAUGAAUGGUUUUUCUCUAAAGUUGUGGUGACGACUCCAGAAGGAGAAGCCAUUCUUUUCCCCUGUUACAGAUGGAUCUCCAGGGGAGAACUGGUGGAGCUGAGAGGAGGGAGAGCCAUGAAGGAUUUUGAGGAGGUACAUUCCCUGCUGAUUGAGCACCGGAAAAACGAGCUGAUAAAAAAAAAGAGCUUGUACCAAUGGAAAGUUAUGGGUGAAGGGCAGCCCCACAUCAACCAUUUGGAUGAUGUCUCUCAGCUCUCAGCUGAAAUCCGCUACUCUAAAUCCAAAGCAACUGAAGUGUAUAAUACAAAAACCAUCAUUGGUUUGGAACUCAAGCUUAAGGGGAUGAUUGGAUCUACUGAAAAAUGGGAAAGAAUUGAAGACAUGAAAAAAAUCUUCUGGUGCAAAAAGACAACAAUGUCAGAGUAUGUCUCUGAGCACUGGAAGGAGGACGACUUUUAUGGAUACCAGUUUCUGAACGCAAUUAACCCCAAUAUGAUCAAGCGCUGCUCAGAGCUUCCCCCAAACUUUCCAGUCACAGAGGAGAUGGUGAAGCCAUUCCUGGCAGAGGGAAGCUCUCUGCAGAAGGAAAUGGAGAAAGGCAACAUAUUCCUCUGUGACUACAAGCAGAUAGAUGGGAUACCCCCCAGAGACAACAAUGAUGAACCUCUGCAUGUGACUGCUGGUCUCUGUUUGUUCUACAUGAACCUGCAAAACAAACUGAUGCCAAUUGCAAUACAGUUGCAUCAACAACCUUCGGAGCAGAAUCCCAUCUUUCUGCCCAGUGACCCAGAGGCUGACUGGCUGCUGGCAAAGAUGUUUAUUAAAAAUGCAGAUCUUCUUGUUCAAGCUUCAGUCCACCACCUCAUGAACCCUCACUUUCUGGCAGAGGCCUAUAAUGUUGCCGCUCUCCGCAGCUUCUCUGAGAUUCAUCCCCUCUACAAGCUUCUGUUUCCACAUUUCCGGUACACAAUCUACGCUAACACUACAGCCCGCAAAAAUGUUUAUUCACCGGAUGGGAUUUUGAGUACUACUACCAUUGGAUACCAUGGACUGUCAGAGCUCAUGAGAAGGGCUCUCCCUGAAACGACCUACAGCUCCCUCUGUCUGCCAGACAACAUCACUGCACGAGGACUGGAGUCCAUACCAAACUUCUACUACAGAGAUGACGGCCUGAAGCUGUGGAACAUCAUCAACGGCUUCGUGAAGGCAGUAGUGGAGCACUAUUAUCCCUCAGACAGUGAGGUGUGUAAAGACACUGAGCUACAGGAAUGGAUCAAUGAGAUAUUCACACAUGGCUUCUUAGGAAACAAAGCCACAGGGAUUCCAACAGGUUUCAAUACGAUCGAGGAAGUGAUCAAGUUCAUCACCAUGGUGAUCUUUACAGUGACGGCUCAGCAUGCUGCGGUGCACCAUGGACAGUACGACUACCACGCCUUUGCGCCCAAUGGCAUACUCCUGCUGCACAAUUCCCCUCCAACCACUAAGGGGCAGUCAAGAAUGAAGACAAUUUUGGAGACCCUCCCAAAUGUUGACGAGACAGUGAAAUUUGUUGCAAUGUCGUGGAUAUUUUCAAACAAGUACAUGGACAUGGUUUACAUGGGAACAUACCCAGAGGAACGAUUCGAUGAGCCUGCCAUUAAGGAGAUCAUUAAGACAUUUCAAACAGAGCUGUCCACACUCAGUGACGCAAUCACAGCAAGAAACUCACAGCUUGAGGUACCCUACAUAUACCUGAACCCUGCCCAGAUAGAAAACAGUGUAACUAUUUAAGAAAGUCUCAGGGAGGCUUUCUGCAUGGGAUGAUUGUAUCCAUGUAUUUCUCAACACCUGUCUUACAUGUUGGGAAGAGCUUUAUACUUUGUAUUUAGUACAUACAAUAAGUAAGGCGUAAGAGACAGUUAGAAAAGGGUUGCAUGCUGGGACAAGAAGACUUAAUUGUAGUUGUGUCACAAUGAGUGAGCCUGCGGUAUGAUAAGAAUGUUAAUAUGUUGUUGUAUCAUUGAAUCACAUACCAAAAAAAACCUAAAAAAAACAAACAUGUAAAUACAAUGGAAGUAAACAAGCCAACUUGUGACAGGGUUAUAACAAUGGCAUUUUUUAAAACAAAUGGAAUUAAACUGCACUUUUUUGUAAAUGCUGGGUAUCAAGUGAGUGUAGUACUUGGAAACAAAACUUAUGUUGGAAAAUGGAAAAUGGUGUUAAUGCUAAUAUUCUGUUGAAGUCACUAAGUUGUUAUGGUAAAACAUAUCUCACAGUCACAAAAUGGAUCACAAUCUUGUGAUGGCAUCAUUCCAGCCACGAUACAGCUAUCAUAACUUCUGAACCAAACAAAAUUAUUUUGAGUUUUGAUCCACAGAUACUAAAAUGAACCAAUUAAAUGUGUGAAGUGUUUCUAAAGACCUUGUCUAUAAGUCUGUUUUAAUAACUUUUUAACAUGUUGUCUCCUGUUUUUGGUGACCCAAACACAAAUUUCAACCCUGGUGGACAGUAAAGAUAUGUUCUAUUCUAUUUUUUUAUAAUCUAUUCUCAUCCAUUCUGUAUUGAUCCUGCAACCUGAAAGUGAGGGUUCUAAUGACCCUUUCCCUAUUUUACCCUUGCUUGGACCACACCCAACUUCAAACUGAGCCUUCAUUGUGAUCUCAAAUUGACACCUGUUAAGUUUUGUACGGUAGGGGUAUAAGGUGUCGGGUGUGACUCUCCUCCCUACUUCCUACCCCCUUUCUUGGCCCCUUUGCUUUCCACACCCACACCUCAAGCACAUGGUAUGCUGUCCUUCUGUUAUCUUCUCUGUGUUUUCUUCUUCUUUUUGGAUGUGUGUGUUCAGAUCCCAUAUAAUAUUAAUAACACUUUCUAAACCAGCGCAACAAAGUGCUUCCCAAUACAAAACCAUACAAUAUGAGAAAACAACCUAAAACAUCAUUCAAAGUACAUAUAGUACAUUCAUGUACCAGUCUGAAUAUGUUUCCAGUUACCCACACGCUCCGCCCCAUAUUCACCGUCUCUGCACCUCUCAUCAGUCUGCUAUCUGCCUGUUCACACCCGACUACUUUAUCUAGCGGUAUGAAAUCUGUGUUGGUUUUAUAAACUGUGGGAUUCUUUACUUAAGACUUAUAUUGGGAUAAUAUGCACAAAUAUGCACUGUCUAUUAUAUCUUAAGGUUUGGCUUAGUAAAGAGCUGUAUAAUGUUUGUCCUGCCUUAUGUCUUUACAAUAAAAGCAGCAUGUAAAAAAA